Molecule: messenger RNA, 2029 nt
Organism: Chroicocephalus ridibundus (black-headed gull)
Lineage: Eukaryota; Metazoa; Chordata; Aves; Charadriiformes; Laridae
Gene: YAF2
Product: YY1 associated factor 2
Exons: 4
Coding region: 296-838 (180 amino acids)
Biological process (GO): positive regulation of DNA-templated transcription
Cellular component (GO): nucleus
Molecular function (GO): transcription coregulator activity; DNA binding
Source: RefSeq, a predicted model, not a curated record
CGCCAGCGCCGCCGCCGCCCGGCUCGCAGCGCCCGAGCCGCCGCCGGCGGUUGCGAACCUGCCGCCGUGCGCGGCCCGCCGGGCGCCGCGGCCUGCGGGCGGCCGCUGGUUGGCGGCGGGGGGACACGUGAGGGAGGAGGGGGCAGCGGCGGCGGCAGGAGUUUCCCCGACAGCUGGAGGUUGCGGCGGCGGCUCCUCCUCCCCGGGUCCCCGUUAGAGCCCAGAGAGACCCCCCGCGCUCCUCCUUAUUGACAAACACACAAAGGGCCGCGCCGGGGCCGCGUCUGGAGCCGGCAUGGGAGACAAGAAGAGCCCGACCAGGCCGAAGCGGCAGCCGAAACCCUCCUCGGACGAGGGCUACUGGGACUGCAGCGUCUGCACCUUCCGCAACAGCGCCGAGGCCUUCAAGUGCAUGAUGUGCGACGUGAGGAAGGGCACCUCCACACGGAAACCUCGACCUGUCUCUCAGCUGGUUGCACAACAGGUUCCUCAGCAAUUCGUGCCCCCUACACAAUCAAAGAAAGAGAAAAAAGACAAAGUAGAAAAGGAAAAAAGUGAAAAGGAAACAACAAGCAAAAAGAACAGUCAUAAGAAAACCAGGCCAAGGUUGAAAAAUGUGGAUCGAAGUAGCGCUCAGCAUUUGGAAGUUACCGUUGGAGAUCUGACAGUCAUAAUUACAGACUUUAAGGAGAAAACUAAGUCACCACCUGCUUCCAGUGCUGCUUCUGCAGAUCAACACAGUCAGAGCGGUUCUAGCUCUGACAACACAGAGAGGGGAAUGUCCAGGUCAUCUUCACCCAGAGGAGAAGCGUCAUCACUGAAUGGGGAAUCUCAUUAAAGUUUAUUUCCUCCCGUUUCUUUAGUCUCUUCUCUUCAAAACAUGCAAAUACAUAACUUCUGUCACCCGUUACCACAUUUUCAUGACAGAUUAUCCAUGCACAAUUGGUAUGUUGACUGGAACUUAAUUUAUGCAGUUUUAAAAAAAGAAAAAAGUGCAGUGGUAGAAACAAUAAUUUAAAUGCAAUCUACAAAUGCUUACAAAGCAUUUUCCGACCAACUUUUUAAUCUUCAUGUGUAAAGGUGCCAUGAAAAUGUGGUUUGAAUGUUCAUUAUGCAGUGUUAUUGGUAAGUCCAUUUUCACUUUUAGUUUAGUGAAUUCUAACACAACUCUUGGAGUCUCUACUAUUGGCAUGUACUGAAUUUAAAUUUUUAUAACAUAGUUCAAGCUGCCUAAAUAUGUAUUAUUUGAGAAUUGUGAAACAUAGUUAUAUGUAUGCAAGUCAGAGAUCAACUUAAUCAACUAUUGCUGCAACAGAAUUUUCAUAAUAAUUAUCUUCUUAAAAACACCUGCUGGUACUUGGUGUGGUUAAAUAGGAAAAAUGUUAUUAAAUAAAACAUUUGUAUGAAUUUUUGCCAAUGUUUGACACAUUUUACUAGAUUACUGUUACUGAAUUAUGUUUUACCAAUAUUUUUUCACACUUAAAACACUUAUUGUAAUGUUUACAAGCAAAAUAGAAAAUACAUUUUAAGCAUUGAUUGGUUAACCUUACAAUUCAGGUAAAGUACUACAUUGUCACUGUACACUGGUAUUCUAUGUUGUGUAACAAAUAUGGAACCUCAGACGACUAUGCAUUUGGCAAAACCUAACAUUUGGAGAUAUGAAAAUUUGGAAAAGCUUUAAAAAUUACAGAAGUGCAGUUCUCAUUUCUGCUUAGUGCUGUUUCCUUGCCCCAGAUUCAUCUAGUGUCAUAUAGCCACUUAUCAUUUCAUUACAGGAAUAUCAGAUGUUGCACAAGAAUAAGGAAAUAACAGUACUACUAAUUUUUUGUUCCUGAAUCAAUUUCUUUAAUUUUGAUUUGGCUAUUAGAAUAUAUUAUGUCAUAAAUCAUAUCAAAAAAGCUAGUACCCUACUUUAUGGCAUAAACUGUCAACAUUUAUGCACUUAGCAAUAUACUGAUACAGAGCAGAACUAUUUACAAUCCCAUCUGGUAUUGUGUAAAAUUACCAAUAAAAUAUUUUUGUGAAUACA